AAAGAAUAUGGGUCUAGUGGUCCAAGUUUUACACAUAUGAGCCCUUAGCUCCGCUGGGCUUACACUAGCUGCUAUCCGAUUUUGUAAUCUUUUUACGCAAGAGGAUUUGAAAUUCGAUACUCCCUAAUUUGGAGUUCGGAUUCGGAUCAUCUCAUAGACUCAUACUCUCUGCACACAUCUAUCGCGCUUUUCAACCAAACCCUAGUUUGUUAGCUAAUUGCUUCCAUGGAUCCUAGUGAGAGUGAGACGACCCAACCUACACCUGCUCAGAUGGGUGGAGAGAAUGACACUUCGAGCUUUGAUGAUGGGGAAAAUGGAUCGAGGAAUAGAAGGUCAAGUUCAAAGCAUAGCUCUCGUGAUUAUGAGCACGAAAAGGAGUCCUCAAGAAGCAAGGAUAAGGAAAGGGAGAGAGGACGUGAUAAGGAUAGAGAUAGGGAUAGAGACAGAGACAAGGAUCAUGACCGUCACCGUAGAGAUAGGAGCGAGAGAAGGAGAACUCGAGAGAGUGAUGCUGAAGUUGAUAAUGAUGACUAUUACAAGAGUCGAGACCAUGAUAGGCGCAGAGAUAGGGAUGGAAGACACAGACACAGAUCUAGAUCCUAUGACAGAGAAAGAGAGGAAAGACGAUCACACAGGUCGAAGUCCCAUGACAGGGAUAGAGUGGAAAGACAUAGACAUAGGUCCAAGUCCCGUGACAGAGAUGUAGAAGAAAGGCACAAGCGUAGGUCCCACUCUAGGGGAGGAUCUAGGCACAAGUCAAAAUCAAAGUCUCCAUCUCCUAUUCGAUCUCGUUCCCGAUCUGUUUCUAAAAGAGAGAGGAAAAGUGGAUUUGACAUGGCACCUACUGAUCCUGCUCAGCUACCUGGGGCUUUGGGUCUUCCAGUUCUAAGAAGGCAAUAUUGGGCUAGUUGCCCCACUCUGUUGACACUGGGCGUGAGCCGAUCUCUGUAGGAUAUUUGUACAAGGAAGGCAAUAAAGGUCAAGUUCCUGCGAUUACACCAACCAUUCCAGGAAUAUUUCCAAACAUGCUAACUUUUGCACCAGGACAGUUGGGAGCUCUCCCUGUUAUGCCAAUUCAGGCUAUGACUCAGCAGGCUACGAGACACGCACGUCGAGUGUAUGUUGGUGGACUUCCUCCAAGUGCUAAUGAACAGUCUGUGGCAAUAUUCUUUAAUCACGUAAUGGCUGCAAUUGGUGGAAACACAGCCGGUCCAGGUGACGCAGUGGUCAAUGUUUACAUAAAUCAUGAGAAAAAAUUCGCGUUUGUAGAGAUGAGAUCAGUUGAAGAGGCCAGCAAUGCCAUGGCACUGGAUGGCAUUAUCCUUGAGGGAACUCAAGUUAAGGUCAGAAGACCUACCGAUUACAAUCCAUCUCUGGCUGCUGCACUUGGUCCAAGCCAACCAAACCUUGACCUGAAUCUUGCAGCUGUUGGGUUAGCUCCAGGGUCAUCUGCUGGGCUUGAGGGCCCUGACCGUGUCUUUGUCGGAGGCCUUCCAUACUAUUUCACUGAAGCUCAGAUUCGAGAGCUUCUCGAGUCUUUUGGACCACUUAGAGGGUUUAAUCUUGUGAAAGAUAGGGAAACAGGAAAUUCAAAAGGCUAUGCUUUCUGUGUGUACCAAGAUGUUUCCGUUACUGAUAUUGCUUGUGCAGCUCUUAAUGGGAUUAAGAUGGGCGAUAAGACUCUUACUGUUAGACGUGCCAGUCAGGGUUCAUUACAACCUAAACCAGAACAGGAGAGCAUACUGUUACAUGCACAACAGCAAAUAGCGCUACAGAGACUCAUGUUACAACCUGGUGGGUUACCCACAAAGGUGCUAUGCCUAACAAAUGUGGUUAAUGCGGAUGAGCUAAAGAAUGAUGAAGACUAUGAGGAUAUAUUGGAAGAUAUGAGGAUGGAAUGUGGGAAAUUUGGUACCUUGGUGAAUCUAGUAAUCCCUCGCCCACGCUCUGAUGGUGAGCCUACACCGGGAGUUGGAAAGGUGUUUCUUGAGUACGCUGAUGUGGAGGGUUCUAGCAAAGCCCAGCAAGGGUUGAAUGGAAGAAAAUUCGGUGGAAAUCAAGUGGUUGCUGUGUUCUAUCCCGAGAACAAGUUCUCUCAGGGAGACUAUGAAGGCUGCUAGUUGUUGUAGCUUUUGUUUCUUUUUUAGAAUUUCCUGACGAUGAAAGAUUGCUAGUUUGGUUAGUACUAAUUAUAUGAACCUUGAAGGAAUAUUGUUUCUGCACAGGAUUAUCCUAGCUAUGACCCUAGCUAUUAUCCCUCGUGUCCGUAUUCAUCUGCUCUUGAUUUAUUAAAUAAAAAGUAGUUCGCCAG
Molecule: messenger RNA, 2311 nt
Organism: Cuscuta epithymum
Lineage: Eukaryota; Viridiplantae; Streptophyta; Magnoliopsida; Solanales; Convolvulaceae
Source: the annotation of a GenBank genome assembly